Molecule: messenger RNA, 2181 nt
Organism: Ceraceosorus guamensis
Lineage: Eukaryota; Fungi; Basidiomycota; Exobasidiomycetes; Ceraceosorales; Ceraceosoraceae
Exons: 4
Coding region: 1-2181 (726 amino acids)
Biological process (GO): tRNA-type intron splice site recognition and cleavage
Cellular component (GO): tRNA-intron endonuclease complex
Source: RefSeq, a predicted model, not a curated record
AUGUCCGGCCAUCCCAUCUCUCCCAGUCGGUCUUCACCCGCUCGAUCCUCAGCAAGAGCCAAAAGUCCCACACGUAGCGUCUCAUUUGCCCAGCAUGCAUCCUCCAACUCCAACUCCGCUGCUCUCCCUUCACCAUCUCGAGGAGCAAGUCGAGCAUCAUCAUCGCAAUCUGUCACAGCAGCAGCUCAAGCGGAAGAGCAGGAAGAGGAUGAAGUGGAGGAUGAUGAAGAAUCGUUGGAUUAUUCCGCAUUGGCCGAAUUGGCUCGCAGAGCGAUCAGAGAGGAGGAGGAACUGUUCCCUUCUAGCGUCAACGCGCCCCACUCUUCCCCAUCGCCCAUGGCGCCAAGAGGGAGCGAAGAUGCGCCGAUGGAGCAGCAGCAGCAGCAAGACUCCGCCUCCGCUUUCAUACCCAAGAGGGGAGAGAAGGAUUUUGAGCCGACGGGAUUUGGAGGACAGCGUAGAGCGUUGGAGAGGAGCAGGAACAAUAUGUUGUUGGCCAUCAGCGGUAAGAGGAGGAUCGGUAGCAAAGCGCUCUCGAUAGGCACAUGGGAACCGACGCUCAACAGAUGCGUCAUGGAAGUCGUGCGCGGCGUGCUCUUCACUUCCAUGGGCAUCACCAGGCGCGUGGGCGUACUGACCAACGGGGAGGACCAAGAUCUGUGCGAGGCGAGGAUGGCAGAAACGUGCAGCUCGCUGAGCGCAUCUCACCAUCAGACGCUUGCACGAGAAGCGCCGAAUCUGGCGGGUGUGACGAAAGAGGGAGUCUUUUACCCCAGAUUGAGAGCGAGGUACGAGCUGCUUCCCGAAGAGGCCAUCUACCUCGUCGAGAGGGGCGCGCUGGAAUGCAGAGUGAAAGUCAAGCAUCACACAGCAACAUUUUCGGAGGCGGGUUCCCCUGCAGCGGAGCAGCAGAACUUUGUGCCGAUGAGCGUGCAGCAAGCUUUUGCGACCAUGAUGCCAGGUGCAGGUGGCAGAGAUCGCUAUCAAGUGUAUGCCUAUCUAAAGAGACUGGGCUACCAUGUGCAACGAGCAGAUGUCUCGGACGCUCUGAGGAGUCAGGCUUUAUCAGCAAGAUCAGUUCAACCAUCUAUUAGCAGCUACUCGCCGCUCGCUUCGCGUUCAAGCCCUUCGACCAGCUCAGAUCCGCACGCGAUCCCACUCGUCAGCCUCCUCGACUUUGCACUCUAUCCACUACGACGAGGACUGCAGCUUUUUGAGGAUGGGACGAGCAUUGUAUACUCGGCGCUCGCAGGGAUAUGUGGGCCUGUUUGGCACCGGUUGGGCUGGAGGGCCAGCGCGCGGGAGACUGCUUCGUUGACGCGGGGAACGGGCCUUUUGGGCAUGGGCGGGCGAGUGUGGAGAUCGUUUGACGACGUCUUUGCAGCCCUUCGCAUCGUGCCAUCAGGUCCCGAUAGACCUUUGCCUUCGCGGCGCAACUCUGUCACUUGUGCGCUUCACAAUGCUGAUGGACCGUCUUCAGACGACACGCUCGACGACGCAGUCGACGGAACCAUGAUGCCGAUCAUCUACUACGCCUGGAGACCCGCAACGCAAUUCAAGAGGUCCGAUCCCCCCUUGCCAGAAUACAGGAUAUCCAUAGUGAACGCUCGAGCGACGGGCGUGCCUAGCGUGUGGGACUUUGAGGAGACCUUUUCCAGCUUUACAUCCAGCAAGGCUGCUCCGGGCAAAGAGGCAGGCAGCGCCAGUGUCGUCGGAACGGCACCCGUCGAGGAUGAGCGGGAAAUCACGCGGGCUCAGAGGGAGAAGAAGAGGAACGAUGAGAGCUACGGGAAAGGCAUGGUCAAGCGUUUGCAGAGGGAGAAAAAAGAAGCCCAAAGAGCAUCCCUGUCGAAUUCGCGCUUCUUGGAGGAGGAGAGCAGCAAAGAUGGUCGAGAGCGUCGUUUGCUCGCACAAAGCUGCUCUGCGCUGAGAAGCAUCGUGGAUCUUUGGUCGCACGCCCCACCCGGCUGUUCGCGCGCACCUUUGCCCGCGAACAAACAGCACAAACGCGAUACGAACUUUGCCACUCGCCCACCAAAUCCUUUUCCGCCCUUGAAGAGCGGAAGGCGAAACUUUAUCCUGGCCGUGUGCGAUCAUGGCACGACGCAAAUGUUCAGGUUUGGAGAGAGCGAUUUUGCCGCUUGGAAGUUGGCCGGUCGAGGCGGGCCGGGAAGGGGAUGA